This is a messenger RNA of Lutzomyia longipalpis, 1215 nucleotides long. Its product is annotated as mediator of RNA polymerase II transcription subunit 14-like. Gene Ontology annotation, molecular function: transcription coregulator activity. Gene Ontology annotation, biological process: regulation of transcription by RNA polymerase II. The transcript has 4 exons. Gene Ontology annotation, cellular component: core mediator complex; mediator complex. The record is from RefSeq and is a predicted model, not a curated record. Bases 1 to 1215 code for a protein of 404 amino acids. NCBI's taxonomy places the organism in Eukaryota, Metazoa, Arthropoda, Insecta, Diptera, Psychodidae.
AUGACAUCCCCACCGGCUCCACAUAUGCCACAUCCAUCACCCAGUGGUAUUAUGCCAUCGUCUCCACUGAAUACGCAACCGAGCCCCAUGGCACACUCACCAGGGCCCAAUAGCCUGUCCUACAUGCAACAGGUAUGCCACGUCCAUCACCGCGAUCGGGUCAAAGUCCCGAUCAUAAGCAACAGAUCGUGGGCUGGUGCUGUCCCCACGCUUCUCAGUCAUGAAGCUUUUGAUACCCUCUGUCGGCCAUGUCCGCAUCCGCAGAAAGACAUCCCAGGACCUGAUUUGAGUCCCCUUGAGAGAUUCCUCGGUUGUGUCUAUAUGAAGCGUCAUUUGCAAAGGUUUAUUCAGAAUGAAAUGACCCAGCUUCCAUCGAAUGAACCAGGUGUGGUAUUCUUCAAAGUAGACGGGUUGCAGUGUCAAUUUUUUCUCAAUCAUACCCACAUGCAAUCGCUUCAUAUAAAAGUGAGUCAACUGCAGAAUGACGGUAUACCAGAUGUGCAUCAAUGGAGUCAGGAGGAUCUGCAGAUAAUUGAGCAAUUCUUCGAAUUACGCGUCGCAGCUCCGCCGUACCGGCCAAACUCGAUGUGUGCCUUUAUAAGGAUGAUCAACGUGAAUAUAACGCGUGUACUGAAGGACUUCAUUCAGAUUAUGCGACUUGAACUUAUGCCGGAACUCAUUCAAGGUCUCAAAUGGAAUGUACAGUUUUGCCUACGCGUUCCGCCGUCAGCAAUGCCAAUUGUCCCCACUGGAAUGCCAGCAGUUUUGCCAUUUAGAGGCAAAAUUCUUUUCUUUCUGCAAAUUACACGAAUCCCGUACAUGCAGGGAAUGGAUUGGAAAGAUUGCCUUUCAUUGGUCUUACCGAUGGUGUACGAUACGGGUACGAAUACAACUCAGUUGGCAGAGAGGCGGGAACAGGUGCAAUCGGUAGCAAUGAGUGCUGUUAGCCAUCAAUUGAAGAGAUUUCCAGAGUAUGCUGCACUACAACCCAAUGAAUGCUCCCUUUUCCCAGCUGUCCGUGAUCUUUUGGCGAAUUUAAUUCUCCCAACGGAACCCCAAUUACCGCCACAGAUACAAAAUCAAAUUGUCCCUUCACCCGUUGGUCCAGUAGGGACGAGUCCCAGUCAAAUGAUGCACUCACCCAUGCAAUCAAUGUCACAGGGGGGCCCAACAACCGGAACGUACAGUAUGGUACCACCGGGAGGUCCUAACUAA